This is a messenger RNA of Musa acuminata AAA Group (dessert banana), 1605 nucleotides long. RefSeq lists its product as uncharacterized. The transcript is spliced from 14 exons. The coding region runs from base 214 to 1473 and encodes 419 amino acids. The record is from RefSeq and is a predicted model, not a curated record. Gene Ontology annotation, cellular component: membrane. NCBI's taxonomy places the organism in Eukaryota, Viridiplantae, Streptophyta, Magnoliopsida, Zingiberales, Musaceae.
GUGGGGGUGUUUUGGUCAUUUUGACCACAAGAGUGGCAUCGAGAGAGCUAUUUAAAGGGCUCCUCCGGAGAGAGCGGGAGGAUAGCUUUCUUCUCUGUUGCCGAUUUGUUGCCACUGGAUUCUUGGAAAUGAGCCACGAUGGAUAUGCUGAAGGAAGCUUCGGACUCAUCUUAGGACUAAGGAGGAAUAUAGUAUUAUGUUGUUAAUGAUGUCAUGCAGAUGGAAUCUGUUGACAACAUUGUGGUGGAAGAUGAUAGAAAUCAUGAAGAUGGGCUAAGACAGGACAAACCAAAUAUAAAACAGACGAGUGAACUGUAUUCAUUCAAAAGGAAGCAAUCUUUGCAAGCUCGAUAUGUUUAUGGAUUUAUUUUCUUCGUAACAAACUUAUUGGCUUGGUUUCUUCGUGACUAUGGGCACAAGGUUCUUCAUAGUUUUCUUCCUGAAAGGGCAUGUGGAGUUGAGGGAAAUAACUGUGUUCAUGCUGGAGGAGUUCUUCGAGUGAGCUUAGGGUGUUUCACAUUUUUCUCAUUCAUGUGUGUCACCAGUUUUAGAGUUCACAAGCUGCAAGAAGCUCGCAAUUCAUGGCAUUCUGGGUGGUGGUCUCUGAAGUGCAUGGUUUAUCUUUUAUCAACAGGGUUUCCGUUCAUCAUCCCUUCAAAUAUUAUCCAAAUAUAUGGUGAAGUUGCACGUGUUGGUGCUGGGGUCUUUCUUCUUCUCCAACUUAUAAGUAUGAUCCGCUUCCUUAAAUGGUGCGACAACCAGUGGAUGGCAGAUUUGGAAACAAACAAAUGUGCCUUGCUUGGAUUGUUCUUGUCCACCAUUUUCUACAUUGCUUCUUUCUUUGGGAUUAUUCUGAUGUACUAUUUAUAUGCACUGGAGUCAACUUGUGUCAUCAACAUAUUCUUCAUCACAUGGACAGCAAUAUUGGUUAAAGUUAUGAUGAUAGUAUCUCUACAUUCUAAGGUUAAUGUGGGACUUUUAUCUUCUGCAAUCAUGGGUUCAUACAUUGUUUUCCUUUGCUGGUCUGCUAUUCAAAGUGAACCUCAUACUCAGAAAUGCAACAGUCAAAAGAAAAUGGCCGACAGAGAUGACAUGACUACUAUACUAAGCUUCUUUAUUGCUAUUUGUGCGAUUGUAAUGGCAACAUUUUCAACUGGAAUCGAUUCACAAUCUUUUCAGUUCCGCAAGGAUGAGGUUCCAUCUGAAGAUGAUAUACCUUACAAGUAUGAGAUAUUCCAUUUCAUAUUUUCGAUGGGAUCAAUGUAUUUUGCGAUGUUAUUCAUUAACUGGGAACUAAAACAUCCAACCAGAAAGUGGAGCAUAGAUGUUGGUUGGGUUAGCACAUGGGUUAAAAUUAUCAAUGAAUGGCUUGCUGCCAGCAUAUAUUUGUGGAAAUUGAUCUAUCCUGUUAUAGUGAGGGACACGGCCAUAUGCUGUAAUGAAUCUGCACAGCAUGUUGAUGUGUUAGUAUGAUGUCUCUGCAAUGUGUCCUGCUCUUCCGGAGUGUCUCUCAAGUUGACAACCAUAAUCACAGCGCCUCGUAUGUUUCGAUUUUUCCUUCAUACUGACAAUUGUGUAUUAUUUUGAUGUCUUAUAAAUAUAUAA